This is a messenger RNA of Spirometra erinaceieuropaei, 2073 nucleotides long. Lineage: Eukaryota; Metazoa; Platyhelminthes; Cestoda; Diphyllobothriidea; Diphyllobothriidae. The record is from the annotation of a GenBank genome assembly.
AUGACACUGCAGACCGCACAAGACCAGGAAACCGAACAAACGAUAGUACAUAACCUCUCGUCAAAACAACUUACUGUGACCCAAACAAAAGUUCUACAACGUGGAUCUGGUUUUAACACAACUGACGCCAACCCGGUCACCUUCAUUGCUUCUUUCGAAUCAGUGUUUCGUCAAACCGGCGCCACAGACGAGGUAAAGGACCUCCUUCGACAUCAAGUCUCUUCACUUCUCAUGUCGCACCGGAAAACCCAUUCCCUGCUAAGAGAUGAACAAAAAGCCCUAAGGGAGCUGAAAGCGGACACCGAAAUAGUUAUUCUGCCUGCUGACAAAGGCCGGUCAACCGUCAUCCUCGACAAGGUGGACUGCCGACGCAAAGCCCUCCUGCUCCUCAACGAUCGAGAGUCCUACAAAGUCAGCGACACCGCCAGUCUAAAGUCCCUAGUGGCAAAGGUUAACAGAAUUCUGGCUCGACUGAAAAAGGACAAGGUCAACACCGUCAAAGACUGGUAUAUGGCAAAGCCCGCAGAAACCGCUAUGGCGAGAUUCUAUGGUCUCCCAAAAGUACACAAGCCAGAUGUUCCCCUCCGUCCUAUCGUCUCACUCCGAGGCACACCCACAUACGGGCUUGCAAGCUGGCUAUUUCAGAAGCUAAGAUUCCUAACUGCAGGCUCACAAACAACGGUGCACUCAGCAGAGCAAUUCCUUGACAAAAUAAGGGCAGUCACUAUCGAACCGAAUGAAGGGUUGGUGUCUUUUGACGUCGUCUCACUCUUCACGUCCAUACCACAGGCCCUUGCGGUCGAAACGCUCAGUGACCUGCUACUUCAAAAUUACGACGGGGGGGGCGAUGGCCAGCCCACAGCUCAGGAUUUCAUAGAACUCAUGGGGCACUGCCUCAAGACAUUCUUUACCUUCGAAGGGACCACAUACGAGCAGAUCAAGGGCACUCCAAUGGGUUCACCAUUCUCCGGACUCAUUGCCGAGGCGGUUCUACAAAAGUUCGAGAGACGACUAUUCGAGGAGUACAAACCCAUAUUUUGGGCACGCUACUUUGAUGACACCUUCGUGAUCAUAGACCAGGAUAAAAUGAACUACUAUGCGGAAGUGCUGAACUCAAUCAUGCCUGACCUACAGUUCACGAUGGAAGAGGAAGUCGAGGACAAACUCCCCUUCUUGGAUGUUCCCGUCUGCCGCCAACCUAAUGGCGAACUAGCGACGUCGGUCUACAGAAAACCGACGAACACGCUGCAAAUUCUCAGCUACAACAGCAACCACCCGCCACAACACAAACGAAGCUGUGUCCGCGCGCUGUACCUACGGGCGGAAACUCAUUGCAGCACACCAGCCGCCAAACUGAAUGAGAUAAAGCUCCUCCGAGAACUUUUCAGAGCCAAUGGCUAUCCGCGGGCAUUCAUUGAACGAAGCCGGAGGCAGCCAAAGAAACGGAAUGAGGAGCAUAGUCAGCCAAACUCGUGGCGGAGCAUAUCGUACAUUAAAGGGGUCUCCGAAGUCGUGGCUCGAUCACUCGCGCCACUCGGAAUAGGUGUUGCCCACAGGCCUAACUCAACAAUCCGCCGGCAAGUGAUGCGGCCGAAAGAUCCGAUCACUAAGCAGGAGAUGUCGGCCGUUGUCUACCGACUUCAAUGCAGCUGCGGAAGUUGCAACUACGUUGGGGAAACCGGCCGACGACUGCAAACGCGAAUGCACGAGCAUAAGUUGGCCGUGCGAAGGUUGGACCCAAAUUCGGAGGUAGCAACCCAUGCCGCGCAAAUGGGACACAUCUCCAACUUUGACGCCGUUGAGAUUGUGGGCCGGGGCGGCAAUCACACAGUAAAGCAAGUGCAAGAAGCCUGGAUGUCCACCGACCGCUCUGUCAACCGCCACAUCAAUUUGCCUCCCCCUUAUCUGACUUUACGAACCUUCUUAGCGGGGGACAGUCACGGCGCGGGACAAUCGGGGCCGUCAGUCAUCACCGCGGCCGACGGGGGCGAUUCAGGUCACGGUGACAUGCGGGUUGGAUGCAGCCACACAGGCGGCAUUGGCGGUUCACGCAUUGGACAAAGGGCGCCAUAA